AUGUCAAGAUUAAGUAUUCCUCAAGACAUCCAAGAAGAGAUUUUAUUAAGGUUACCUGUGAAAUCCAUCUUACGUUUCAAGUCCGUAUGCAAGACCUGCUGUGAAUUACUAUCUAGUCGUAAAUUUAUAAAGGAUCACCUUAACCUUGCCACCAAAAAUCAACUUACAAACACAAAAAUUAUGAUCGGUUUGAGUCAUGAUAUGUACGCUGCUGAUGAUAUAUUUUAUUCCAUAGAUUAUGCUUCAAUAUUAUACGGAGCUGUUGUGAUGGAUUACCCAAACGACAAUAAUAAUAAUGCUAUAACUCACAGUAUUCGCCAUUUUAUUGUGGGAUCUUGCAAUGGCUUGAUUUUAUUAUUGACCGAAGAUAGUGAAAAACUAUUUCUUUGGAACCCAUCCACAAGAGAGUACAAGGAAAUCAUAAGAGCACCGACGGCCGUAGAAAACCUUUCCUACGGGUUUGGUUACGAUUUCAAAACUGAUAAUUACAAGUUGGUAUGCAUUGCAACUGGCCGGUCUGAUGAUGAUGGCGAGCUUGACAGUUUUUCUGAAGUUUAUUCAUACACAGCUGGUUCAUGGAGUAGAGGCGAAAACAUCCCUUAUGUGUAUUCUGAUGUAACCGGUGGUGUGCUUCUGAAUGGUGCUCUUCAUUGGUUAGGUGAAGAUGCUUCUCAUUGGUCAGACGAUACGGCCACCCGUAAAGAAACUAUAAUUUGCUUCGAUAUUAAUAGUGAGAAGUUCAUGGAUUUGCAACUUCCAGAAGAAACUAUGACAUGUCCAGAAGAGAAAUUUAAUAUCCAUGUGCUGGGAGAUUCCCUUUGCUUAAUUUGUGGUGUCCGUAACGUUCGUGUUGAUGUAUGGGUUAUGCAAAAUUAUGGAGUGAGAGAAUCUUGGACAAAGCAAUUCAUCAUUACCCAAAAAGAAAUUAUUGCAGAUCCCCAUUCGUUAAAGAUCUAUGGCUCUGUUAAAGAUAGUGGGAUUCUAAUACAGGUUGGUGACAGUCUCGGUUUAUACGACCCAAAGAAUGAUAACAUUAGAACCCUGAAUAUAAACGGCAUCAUCGAUGGUAGUUUUUGCUCGGAGAAUUACGUGGAGAGCUUAGUUUCAGUGAAUUCAGGUAUUUAUAUGGGUACAGUGGACAAAAAACAUUCCAAAGAUGCUAGUGAAAUUCAAGAUUCUCAUCAUUUGAAUAAAAACUCCCAAAUUACAAUGGAAGCUGCUCAAGACAAAGAAGCGAAACGCAAACGUAAUGAAUUAACUGAAAGUAGUAGUAGUUCAAAAAGAAAACGAGCAUCUUCUGAAAACCAAGAAAUGGAUGCUGUUAAUUCGUCUCUUAGAGGUGUCAAUAAUGUGUUUCUCAUAGACGUUAAUGCCGUUGUUCUUGAAGGUGUUGAUGUUAUUCUUGCAGAUGUUCAUGCUGCUAACCAUGAAGGUAGUGUCGCUGCCUUUGGAGGUGUUAAUGUUAUUCCUGGAGGUAUUAAUACUGUUUAUCAUCAUGAACUUCUUAAGGCGUAUUAA
Papaver somniferum (opium poppy) is the source of this 1518-nucleotide messenger RNA. Its product is annotated as F-box/kelch-repeat protein At3g06240-like. Bases 1 to 1518 code for a protein of 505 amino acids. The record is from RefSeq and is a predicted model, not a curated record. Gene Ontology annotation, molecular function: protein binding. The transcript has a single exon. Lineage: Eukaryota; Viridiplantae; Streptophyta; Magnoliopsida; Ranunculales; Papaveraceae.